Molecule: messenger RNA, 7072 nt
Organism: Mya arenaria
Lineage: Eukaryota; Metazoa; Mollusca; Bivalvia; Myida; Myidae
Product: G patch domain-containing protein 2-like
Exons: 7
Coding region: 138-1931 (597 amino acids)
Molecular function (GO): nucleic acid binding
Source: RefSeq, a predicted model, not a curated record
UUUUGAUCAAAUGCACCAAAAUGGCGAAGAAACCAAAAUAUUGACAAUUUCAGCGAUAGUUUUUGUCAUAAUACAAAGUUAAAAGCAGCGUUUUUGUUCUUUUACGCUAUGCAAAGGAAAGCCCCAAAACUGUUCAUAUGGAGAAUAACAUAGUGUCAGACUUUGAGCGGCUGCGAGUUUUCUCCAGCUCUAUUGGUAAGAUGGACGACCUUGUGCAUGAUCUCAGCAUGGCUCUGGAAGAUGCAGCCUCACACAAGCGUUCCAAGAGUGACGGGGGACAUGGAGCAUCUUCAUCAAGUACACGUCGCCAUCCAAGAAAACGUCGCGGUCGUAGGAAACGUCACCAGCCGGAUAAUGGGAAUUUCAGCGAAACAUCACAAAGCAGUAUCGAUGAAGCUUUGAAAGACUACAUGGAGAAUUGUGCACAGAGUGACUCUGAUGAUCUCACUAUAGCACAUCAUAUAGUGAGAUUAACAAUGCCACUUAGUAUUAACUAUGUACCAACACAAGUUGAGUCAGAUUCAGUAAACGAGUCUCUGUUUUCUCCAAUUCGGCCACAAAGAAGACGAAAGAAGUACAAGACAAUGGCAAUUGAUCCUGACCCAUCUUCGUCUCAACAUGACUCGCCCAUACAAGGCAAACCUAAGUUCAGUAGACCACGUAGCAAAACAAUGGAGCUGCCACGAUGUAGUAUGGGUACAAGUCCAAUGGAUGGUGGAGGAUUUCCCCAGAUAAACAAAGAAGGGGUGACGGAAGAUACAGUACCAGGGAAAAGGAAGAGAAAUUCCAGGAAGACUGACUUUCAGGCAGACGAUUGCUUUAAUAAAGAUGAUGACUCUGUUCAAGAUUCAACCAUGAAUUCUCAAGAGAGCAGUAGUUCAACUAUAAGUAGCAGCUGCAGCAGUGAUUCGGUGUCUGGGGAUGAGUACUGUGUAACUGCAGAAGCUGAUGAUGAACAGAGCGACUUCUUCCAUGAGAGUGGGCCAGCGAGUGGAAUCCCUGGCGUCAUACCAUGGUGGGAAAACGACGGUGUGAACAGCGGUGAUGAGACGAUGGUGUCGGACAAACACUUCCAGCAGAUCCUAACUGGCAGUUUUCAACACCUUUCUAGGUCCUCGCAAGUCGGCUUCAAAGCUCGCAUGACACGGAUCAUGAGACAUUGUGGAAGGGAAAUACGAUUCGGUAGAAGAAAGCUAAGAGGAAAGAUACCUGGCUACACGGUCCAGCAUUUUAUCCAAGAGCGACACAAGUGGAACAGUAUUCAAGGGAAACUUGCUUCCCGAUUCACAAGCCCUACAGGGGUUCCAACAUCUAACACACUUACUGACAGCAAACGCCAAAGAAAAACACCACCACCAAUAUUUGGAUUAGUAGGUGGGGAUUCCGAGCCAAUUCCAGACACCAAUAUUGGGAACCGUAUGUUACAGCAGAUGGGCUGGAACCCCGGGCAGGGCCUUGGUAUAGACGGGACGGGUAUCAGGACCCCCGUUUUGGCCAGUACCAGGCCCCACAGGCAGGGGCUGGGGUGUGACAACUCGACCCAGGGACAUGGGAGUGGGGGUGGUGGAUUAACCAGCGGGGGCGGGACUUUAUCUUCAGGGGGAGGGGCAUUCAGUUUGACCGGAGUGAUUGGCAGUUCAGGAAAUGUUGGCCCGAUGACAACCGGUAGUGUGAGGGAGGGGCUUAGAAGUAGUGGGAGUGUCGGAGCUGUCACUCAUACAGGAACGUCAGGUCUAAGUAGGUCAGGGACAAGUGGAAAUGUCAGUAUUAACCAGUCAAAUGCCAGGACAGUGGCAAACUUGCAUGUUACUGGGACAAGACUUUUAACGUCGGGGGCUGGUUUCCCGGUCAAAAUGCAAUCUAGGAAUCAGGAACAGACCAGGGUUUCUGGCUCUCAGACUCUUGGAUCUCCGCCCAGUAAAUUGUUCUGAUAAAUACAUGUACAUUGUGCUACAUAGGGCACACAGGAAUUUGUUUCAUCUCUUGCCCAAUCAAAUUUUAUUUACAAACAUGAUUAUAAUUAGUUAAAAUACAUUUACGUACUAAUAUUUGAUCUCAAAAAAAUAUUAUACACAAUUUUAAUAAAAUCAUUUGUCAUCAUUAGCAGCCAAGUGGAUAAUUUAUCUAGGUUUAGCUAGUUUGAGCAUUAAACAAUUGGAUAGGUUGACAUUAAUAUUUGGAUAAAUAUUGACCAAUCAAUAAACAAAACCGAAGAAUAGAUAAGUUUUAUACUUUUGGCUAUGGAAUUUCUGUAUUUGAUUGCUGUAAAAUUUAGAAAUUGUAAAAAUAGAUAUUCUUGUAAACUGAACGUUACCCUUAGAACAGGUAGGACAUGAUAGUUUGUGUCUUAAGCCUCACAGGUUUAAUUAUCAUAUUUCAUUUAGCUUAAUUUUACUUUUUUAAACUUAAUCAUGUAGACAAACUUUUAUCUUGUUUAUCUUUAUAAUAAAUUUUCUUAAGAACUUUUUAUCAAAAUUUUUUAAAUAUGGUAAAGAUACAAUACGAAUACAGAAUACACAAUUUAUAACAUAACAAAAAUUGUGAGCUUAGCUAUUGUUUGAGUAUGUUUGUCCUUAAAUAACACUCCUGAUAUAUUAUUCCUGUGUGUUUAGGGCUAUAUUGAAUGACCAUGGCAAAUUAAAUUUUGUAGAGGGCUGGAAAAUAACAAAAACUUUUAACUUUUAACCGAUUGCAAAAUUAUGUAACGUUCUGAGAUAUUACAAUUGAUAAUUGCUUACCAGUAUAUGCACAAAUAAUUUUAAUAUUAUCAUGAAAUGACGUUAUUUUAGAUCUAUUUUUCUAUUCAUAAAGUAUAUUAACGUUUGAUAUGCCGCCAUAAAUUACCUAUCAAAUUUAUAAUUUGCAGCAGUCAAUUGUAUAAAACAUUGGUAAAUUGUCCGAUGGUAAGCGUUUUUUAGUUUGCUGUUUAACUGAUUUGAUCGGAUAAUAGUUCUUCUUGGAUAAAAAUUUAUCAUUUGGCCUUAAAUAAAAAACAUUUGGUUCAGGUUACCCGACCCUACCUUGGAAAUAGGCCCACCGCUUUUUAUUGUUUGUUGGUAAAAAAAUUGAAGAAAAAAUUCAAAAAAUAUAUUUUAAAUGUUUUGACAAGUAGUUUAAAACCUGUAAAGCUUUAUACAGAAGAUAAUUUUAAGGCCAUUCCCAAUUGGUGAGUAUAACCUUUUAACAUAAAGUCUAAUAAACAAACUAAAAAAGCCUACCUACUCUACCUGUUUUUAAAAAGAACGUAACCCUAACUAAACAUUUUGUUUUGGCCUAGGCUAAUUUUGACCAAACCAAAGAAGUUAUCAGUUUACUUCAAUUGACUGUUGGUACAAAUUCCAUGUUAUGCCUGUUAGGAGGACAGAAUUCAAAACAGAUUUGAUAUGUGAGGCUUGUACAUUUAUUAUACUGUGUAUGCUAUCAUGUGUAUUUUUUAUUCUCUGAUUUUAUGACCGACGUUUGCUAAAUGUUGUAUGAUAAGCCCCGUGUGACUAAGAUGUUAAUAUUAAACCACUACAAAACCCCCCUGUUAUCCUCCCGAUGUUACUAUGUAAUGUUUGGAUGUUUAGAUGCUGUAUAUAUUUUUUAGAAAGGGAAAACAUUAUAAACUAUGCUAUUAUGUAAGAGAAAAACUCACAAACUUGUUAAUAUUUUUUUGUGGAAAGUUCACAAACUGUUUAUGAUGUUUGAGAAAAUUUCAGAAACUAUGUUAAUGAAUGUUUGUAGAAAAACUCAAAAACUGUUAAUGAUGUAUGAGGAAAGGUUAUCAUUUUUGUUAAUGAUAUUUGAAGAACACUCACAAACUAUGUUAGUUAGGUAUGAAGAAAACUCACAAACUAUGUUAAUGAUGUAUGAAGAAAACUCACAAACUAUGUUAAUGAUGCAUGUGUACAAUUCACAAACUAUGUUAAUGAUGCAUGUGUACAAUUCACAAACUAUGUUAAUGAUGCAUUUGUACAAUUCACAAAAAUGUUAAUGAUGCAUGUGUAUAACUUGCAAACUAUGUUAAGUAUGUACACAUAUAAGUAGUUAGUUCCAUUACUCUGUUUAAAUAUUUGUUGAUACAAUGAUAAAAUGGAUGUGCAAUUUUUCCAUUUCUGAUACUUGGUAUGAAUUUUUCUAUCAUAAUCAAACUAAAGAGCCCAUUGCUAAUUCAUAUGCAUGUCUAAAAAGCUAUUCUUGAUGAAAAGCAGAGGCAUUAACCACACAAAUCUAUAUGAAAUAAAAUUCCCAGCAUGUUGUACAUUUUGUUUGAGUUGCUAUAAUGUAUUUCUUUAGUUCUUUACAUCAAUCAACUUGACAUUGUCAUCAAAUUUGUAUAUUCAUCAAAUUGAUUGAGCAAGCCUGAAAUCAAAUCUUACAUAACUACUAGGCUAAAGAAAUAGUGACAGGCCUGGCUAUGGAAUAUUCAGACUUUGACCAGGCCCUGCAAACAAUUUACAAGUACAGAGCUUGUGGGCUUGUGCUCAUUUCUACCAUUGAAGUGAUAAGAUUUGUGGACACUAUUUAUUGCAUUAUGACUACCAAUUUACUUCUUUGAAGUAGGGAACUCGAAUUAAUUUCAGGGGGAUUUCAUAAAAUUUUCGAAAAUAGAUAUACUCGUUCAGUACGAAGUAUACUUUGAGAUGUGUUUGGUAUUUUGGGGGUGGGAUUUUAAAACAACUUCAUGAGUUUAAAGAAAAAAAGUCAAGGUUUUGUUACUGCCUGUUGUUGUGUCAUUUUGCAAAACUUUUAUCAUGGCCAUUACCAAAUAAAACAUUAAGCUGAUGUUUGAUUUGAAUGAGAGAACAGGCUAAAUUUCAAAACAGUGAAAAUAUCAAAUUCAUAUUUUCACUGUUUGAAAAAGUGAAAUAUCAUUUAAAAUUUCAAUGAUAAAUCUUUAUUAACCACAGGAAGGCAUAUAAAAAAGUUCUGUAACGUAAUAACUGCAUUAGAUAACUUUGUCAAGGUUUUGUCAUAGCCUUGAUACCUGGGCUCAUAACUCACAAACUGUUCAAGAUAUUCAAAUGAAACUUGGCACACUUGUUGCCUUAGACAAUACACACAUGUAAAACAAGAACAAAAGCUGUGGUUUUACUAAUAAAUGAAUUGUACUUUUUGUGCGUUAAAAUAAAAGACAAGCGUUUAUGUUUGGUCUGGGGAGCUCUUGUUGUGUUAAAUGUUUGUUUUAGACUAGUCAAUCAAGUGCUGGCAGGAAUGGGGUUGUUUGGGGAAUAGAAAGGGGGGUGGGGGGAGAGGAGAGAUAAUGGUGGUUCUGGCUGGCUGGAUGACCAUUCGUGUAUAAAUUUAAGUAUUGUAGUAGUCUAGAAUAGAAUUAUAUAUAUAUAUAUUUGUGCAAUCUUGCAUUUACUGGAUGUUUUAAAUACUUUCAGUGGAGAAGGUGGUGUCUAAAUUAAAGUUACAAUCUUUUUUCAUAUUUUAGCAGUGUGACAAUUAGAAGUGUGCUAAAUGACCAAUUGUAUAAAACAAUAUGUUUCCAUGACAAUUAUAUUUUUUUUAAGUAUUUAGGUAUAAGAUAAAUCUGGCAGCUGUUUACCACCUAUUUUUCCCAGAUUGUUUUUCAUUUGUGUUUCAUUGAUAUUCGGGAAGUGCAAAGUGUAGAUUCUUUAUGAGACAUGCAUUAUAGUUUUGUACAGAUUAUUAAGUUACUAUUAAGUACAUUCAUUUUUUCCUUCAUUUUGACACAUUGUAAAAUAUCCAUGUCAUAAAUUCACUCAUCUCUGUACAUAUUAAGCGACAUCUACACCGGAGAUAGAACUUAGAACUUUGUGUGUGUCUGACUGUGUGUACUAAACUUGAGGCCAUCUUUAAAAAAGUGUUUGCGGUGCCCAACCAACUGGUUUAAUUGUACAGCCUCCAAAAAAUAAAUUGCCAUCUGCGGUGUCAACAAAUUUUCAGUCUAUUAUCAAAGGGGGAUACUAUUGGAAAAAAAAAAAAAACUUUUGGUACUAAGAAAAAAAAUCCCUACCUACCUACUCACUCGCAAACAUUUAUUAAUUAUGGCCUAAAAAGUAUGUUUUUAUAUUCUUGAGGGGACUACCCAGUGCUUAUUUCGAUGGUAAUUCCUAAUAAAAAGAUAUUUAAUAGAAAAUGAUAACACUAAAAACUAAAAUCGUCAAUUUGAACACAGGCCUUUCCAGUUUUAUAAGUUCAUGACAAUACUGUGUUGAACUGUAAAUUUCACAGAAAUAAGAUCUUCACACCAAUAUGCCAGACAAAAACACCUCGACAUUAUCCUUCAGAAGGCUUCCCGGAGAUUGCUGAGUUGUUACUAUUGACAAAUAUGCAAGAACUAUGGCAUGUUCAUGUGACCUAUUGUGAGAUGUUUUUCUCGCAAUGUAUGAUUUGAAUAGAAAGAGGGAAAGGAUGUCCUUCAAAAUUUCUAAUAUACUAAAGGAAUAAUAAAACUGCAUGCAAAAAUACCAGUUCUUAAACAACUCAAUUCUAUAAAGUGUAACAUACUUGAAGAAGUACCUCUCUUUAUCACAGUAACAUUUAUGUGUCAAAUGAUAGAGGUAAACAAUAUGUAAACAAGGUAACACAUUUUGUGAGAUUUUUGUCUUCGACUUCCUUGAAGAUGUGAAGCUUUUUUUCCUUUCUGUGAAAUGUACCAUUCAAUAACGAUGAUCUCAAUAAUGACGUCAUCUUUGUUUAUAUUUUCAUUGGUUCAAUUCUUUGAUUUUUGUUAAAGUAUUAUGCACCUAUCAAUGUGGUGGCACUAAGGUGGUGGAGGGAGGCUGCGGCAGGCCUGUGAGGGACAAUGGGUGAUUUCCCGGCGAUCGGGAUUUUGACAAACCUGGUGAGACCGCCAUCCGGCAAAUAGACGAAGCCCGAUUUUUUUCCCACAUUUUUAUUGCAUGCAACCCAAUCCCAGGGAUUUUGACAAAAAAAAUCUGCUGUAUGGGUAGGAUUUGGAUAACCAAAUGAGUCGUUUGUCUUAAUCCCUCGUGUGUGCCCGUAGCCACCGGUUGAGCAACACAUAGGCAGGUGCAUUAUUUUAAAAAAACUGAUAAAUUAUUUUGGAAGCAUUGAAUGUCCAUGAUGUACAAUGAAGAAAUAAAUUGAAAGCUGU